CUGGUAAGUACUCCAUAUCAACUUGACUUGUUCAUAACAUACUGUUUCUACCGAUACUAAAGAUGGUCGACUACCGAGUGUGGAAACCUGAUCUAGAACACCCCGAAAAGAUCAACGCCCUUCAAAAAGAACGAUGGCGUCACUUUAAGAAGCUAGAUUCUACAGUGACAGCUAGCACUGAUAUCCACGGUCUCCUCCAGACAGAAGUCAAACUUCGAGAGUGUAUUCAGUGUGAGAUGGGAAUAAAGGAUAUAAUCAAGGAUCAUCAGAAGAGGGUCUUCACUGAACCAGGAGGCCCUGCAAGAUAUCUACCUCUUAUCCAGGCUUACCAGGGAGACCUUGCAAAGGUGGAUCAAAAAUAUUGGCUUCUAGAACGGCAAUGGUGGUCGAUUCGAGCUGCAUUCAUUGAAGGCCCGUUCAGCCAUGGAAUAGAACUAUGGCGGUCACAUCCAAGAUGGUAUAUGCAUCGUGUCCUGCGUGAUGAUUGUGCUGGAAGGGGAGGAUGCUGUGGAAGAAAGUGUGGAUGCUGCUCGAAUCGCCAGAAUCUGUCAACCCGGAAAUUCGCAGCUGGCCAUUGUACUGUCUAUUGUUUCUGUUGCCAGCAAGCGCGAGGGUUCCAGCUCAGUCAUGAACAAAGGGUAGAACUUCGGAAGCGCUUUGAUCUUAGCUUCCACAAUGGGUAUUUCCAGCGAAUCCGGGAUGCCUCUUUGCUGGGGAUUCUACAACAUGACGACAAUAAUCCCUUUGAUCUGAUUGACGAUCCUCCAGCAUACAAAACCUGUAGAUGAAGCUAUCUACGAACGCGCGCAGGUGAGAGAGAAAAGGCAAGCCUGGGCGCUAGGCCUAACUAAACAGAAGCUGGAUUCAAAUUAUGGGUUUCCACAUGGUAGAUUAUUUACUACAUAGUUAGUAUACCGAGGUAGUGGCUUAUUUUGCAGAUCACCAACGCUAUCAAAGUCAAGUAUGUACAAAUAUAUUCGUCUAUCUAACU
Molecule: messenger RNA, 991 nt
Organism: Penicilliopsis zonata CBS 506.65
Lineage: Eukaryota; Fungi; Ascomycota; Eurotiomycetes; Eurotiales; Aspergillaceae
Exons: 1
Coding region: 63-788 (241 amino acids)
Source: RefSeq, a predicted model, not a curated record